Oncorhynchus keta (chum salmon) is the source of this 7170-nucleotide messenger RNA. RefSeq names its product CLIP-associating protein 1-like. Gene Ontology annotation, molecular function: microtubule binding; kinetochore binding. Bases 1074 to 5999 code for a protein of 1641 amino acids. Gene Ontology annotation, biological process: mitotic spindle assembly. The record is from RefSeq and is a predicted model, not a curated record. Gene Ontology annotation, cellular component: cytoplasmic microtubule; mitotic spindle; microtubule organizing center. The transcript has 44 exons. NCBI's taxonomy places the organism in Eukaryota, Metazoa, Chordata, Actinopteri, Salmoniformes, Salmonidae.
ACAGCAGAAGUGCAGUAAUUUCCAAUGGAAAGCAGCGUCUGUGCUGCAUAUGUUGGAUUUAUCUGACGUAUGCGUCAAUCUACGCGUAGACGGCUUGACAAAAAUUGUAGCAGAAUGUGACUAGAACUUUUGUUGCACACAUCCAGAUGUUGCACACUAUUUCGCGCAGACACGAUUGGUGUGAUCAAGGCAUUACUAGUUUGACAGGUUCAGAGCAACAGGACAUGAGUCGCUUGGGUGGCUCUUGCACCAUUGCGCCUCCCUUCACAUAAACUACUGAGUUGCUGUGGCACUCUUCAAAUUUAGAAACGCUGCAUUCACACAACUAUUAGCCACAUCAAGGGCAAUUUAAUCCGCUGAAGAAAAUAUAUUUAGGAGGGAAGUAGUGAACAGAAAUGUGCAUUCGCUCAUUUCCAAGCGCAUCCCCACGUCAAUACCAUUAUUGUCCAGCAAACGGUAUUCCGGGUGGCGACUGAGGUGCCUCGAUGCUGCUCAAUAGUCAUAACCCGACAAUAUUUACAAAGACUUCAGAAAUUUGUAUUGAUCUGAGUAUGGCAUGGCCUUCCCGGGAACUAGGGACCACUAAGCUAUGAAGCUCUUUCCUUCCAGACCUUCCCUGCUCUCCUUCUCCAGUUACUGUCACUUCAUGAGCCUUACCCACGGCUGCUCUCACAACCAUCAUCUCUGCCCAGCCUGGUACUAACGGAGUGGCUCAGACUCACUUCAACACAAAGAAGAAAAAAAAGAGAGCGCGAGAGAAGAGAAGAAAACCCUCCGCAGCUGCCAUCCAGACACACAUGGUGCAUAGCUGCCAUUCCCCAGGCUCCCUCCAUCCCCGCGGCCUGACCUCUAGCUAGCUCCUCGCACCCAUCACACAGCCUAGUUCACGGCCUGCCCAAGGGAUAUAAAUAGGCUACAUCAAUCCAGUGUUUGGAGCCUGCUCUUGUGUUGCCUUUUUUUUCCAGGGCACACACGCCCGGUGGGGGUCACACCCAUUUGUAUUCGGCCUUCCCACUGCCUGGAUCAGUGGAAGCUAGUGGUGGGACCGAAGAGGGAGAGUCGAGGCCGAGACCAUGGAGGUCAAUAUGGAGUACUGUCUGGCCCAGGUGGUGCAGAAAGACCUGGGGAGGAAGGUGCAGGUGGGACAGGAGCUCAUAGAUUACAUCCUGGAUAAGGAUAGGUCCCAGGAUCUGGAGCAAGACCAGACAGGUCUGGACAGGAUGGUGGACAGCAUCGCUACCACCUGGGUCAACUGUUCCAACUUCAAGGUGGCUUUGCUUGGAAUAGACCUUUUAUCUGUCCUAGUGACAAGGUUACAGGACCGAUUUAGGAACCAUGUGGGAACAGUACUGCCCAGUCUGAUAGAUCGUCUGGGGGAUUCCAAAGACCAAGUCAGAGACCAAGAUCAAAUCCUGCUGUUGAAGAUCAUGGAGCAGGCUGCCACCCCACAGUACGUGUGGGACAGAAUGCUGGGAGGCUUCAAACACAAGAACAACAGGACCAGAGAGGGAGUGUGCCUUUGUCUCAUCUCAACGCUCAACAUGUACGGAGCCCAAGGCUUAACCCUCAGUAAAAUAGUCCCUCACAUAUGCAAUCUACUAGGAGAUCCCACCAGUCAGGUGAGAGACGGAGCUAUGGGCUGCCUGGUGGAGAUCUACAGACAUGUGGGGGAGAGGGUGAGGAUGGACCUCAGCAAGAAGGGCCUACCACAGUCACGGUUGAAUGUAAUCUUCAGUAGAUUUGAUGAAGUCCAAAGAGCUGGGAACAUGAUCCCAUCCUCGGGUUCAGAUAAGAACUUUGAUGAUGAGGACUCUGUGGAUGGGGGCCGGUCCUGCUCCUCCGCAUCGUCCUCCAAGGCGCCCCCCAGCGGGAGGAGGACUGUAGCUGCAGCUUCUGUCCGCAGGCCCAGCUCUGCCACCGGACCCGGUAAGAUCUCUGCUAAAGAUGCUGCUGCAGGAGCAGUAGAUGAGGAGGACUUCAUCAAGGCUUUUGAAGAGGUUCCUACUAUCCAGAUCCACUCCAACAGAGAGAUGGAGGAAAACCUCUCCAAGGUCCGGGAGGUUCUGUCUGACGACAAAAACGACUGGGAGCACCGAGUCAUCGCUCUGAAGAAGGUGCGUUCUCUGCUCCUGGCUGGAGCGCUGGAGUAUGAGAGUUUCCCUCAGCAGCUUCGUCUGCUGGAGGCCCCUCUGAAGCUGUCGGCUAAAGACCUGAGGUCCCAGGUGGUACGAGAGGCCUGCAUCACACUGGGAUACUUGUCCACGCUAAUGGGCAACAAGUUUGACCACUGUGCAGAGACCCUGAUGCCCACACUGCUCAACCUGGUGCCAAACAGUGCCAAGGUGAUGGCCACGUCUGGCAUGGCAGCCAUACGUCUCAUCCUCAGGCAUACACACUACUCACGUCUCAUCCCAAUCAUCACUAGUAACUGCACGUCCAAAUCAGUGGCAGUCAGACGGCGCAGUUAUGAGUUCUUAGAGCUGUUAUUACUGGAGUGGCAGACACACACACUGGAGAGGCACGUGGCUAUUCUGACGGAGACCAUCAAGAAAGGGAUCCAUGAUGCCGACUCAGAGGCCAGGUCCGUGGCCAGAAAGUGUUAUUGGGGUUUCCAUGGCCACUACAGCAGGGAAGCGGAGCAUCUUUUCCAGGCCCUGGAGUCGACCUAUCAGAAGGCUCUCCAGUCACACCUGAAAAGUUCUGACAGCGUUGUGUCCCUCCCCCAAUCAGACCGCUCAUCCUCCUCCUCUCAGGAGAGCCUCAACCGGCCCCUGUCUGUCAAGAGUGUCAUAGGAGGCGGCAUGACAAGGGGGAAGAUGGUGAGUUCCAGGGUGAACUCUAACCCCGGCGGUUCUCUUCAGCGUUCCCGUAGUGACGUCGAUGUGAACGCUGCGGCCAGCGCCAAAUCCUGUCUGGUCACCGUGCCCUCCGCUUCUCCCUUCAGCUCAGCCGCUACUCUGCCCCCAGGCUCCUACGCCUCUCUAGAUGGCACACCUGGUAAAAUUAAUAUGGGUCGUGUGCGUACGAGGAGGACAAGCGCUGGCAGUGCCGUCGGAGCCAGCGCUACUGUGACUGACAGCAGGGGGCGCAGCCGAGCCAAAAUGGUAUCCCAGUCCCAGCGAUCCAGAUCUGCUAACCCCACUGGCGGUGGUAAGGCCCGGACUUCAUCCAAUCAGACUGGCAGUCGCUCCAGUUCCCCUGGAAAGCUUCUGGGCCACUCGUCUGGGUACGGGAGGAUCAGCAGGCCCCCCUCAGCCUCCAGCACCCCUGCAGACAAGAGGAGCAAGGUCCCCCGCAGCCAGGGCUGCAGUAGAGAUUCCUCUCCCAGCCGACUGGGACUAGCGAGGAGCCGUAUCCCCCGGCCCAGCAUGAGUCAGGGCUGCAGCAGGGAAACCUCUAGGGAAAGCAGCCGAGACACCAGCCCUGCUCGGGGUUUCAAGCCUCUUGCCUCCCGACGUACUUCCCGCUCUACCAGUGCCCUAUCCACGGCUGACCCCCACGGCCAGUCAGAUCGGUUUGGUUUGAUUCACCAGGACCGUAUCUCUGCCUCAGUAAAUGCCAUGAGAGUCCUCAACACUGGCACUGAGGUGGAGGCUGCUGUGGCUGAUGCACUGCUGUUAGGAGACUCCAGAAAUAAUAAGAGGAAGCCAAUGAGGCGGCGGUAUGAGUCUCCGGGUAUCUAUUCUGACGACGAUGCUAACAGCGACGCAUCCAGUGCAUGCUCAGAGCGCUCAUACGGGUCCAGGAACGGAGGUAUCCCUCACUACCUGCGUCAAACGGAGGAUGUGGCGGAGGUGCUAAACCACUGUGCCAGCUCCAACUGGUCAGAGAGGAAGGAGGGUCUGCUGGGUCUGCAGAACCUACUCAAGAACCAAAGAAUACUCAGCCGAGUGGAGCUGAAGAGACUAUGUGAGAUCUUCAGCAGGAUGUUUGCAGAUCCACACAGCAAGGUGUUUAGUAUGUUUCUGGAGACUCUGUUGGACUUUAUCUUGGUGCAUAGAGAAGACCUGCAGGACUGGCUGUUUGUCCUGCUCACCCAGCUACUGAAGAAGAUGGGAGCUGACCUGCUGGGGUCUGUCCAGGCCAAGGUCCAGAAGGCUCUGGACAUCACCAGGGAGUCUUUUCCGUUUGAUCACCAGUUCAACAUCCUGAUGAGGUUCAUUGUUGACCAGACACAGACACCCAACCUCAAGGUGAAGGUGGCCAUUCUGAAGUACAUAGAAUCACUGGCAAGACAGAUGGAUCCGACAGACUUUGUCAACUCCAGUGAAACCCGACUGGCUGUAUCUCGCAUCAUUACCUGGACCACAGAGCCCAAGAGCUCCGACGUCAGGAAGACCCUUCAUAACUGGGUGGUGGAGGAGCUAUCAGGCAGGUCCAGUACUACAGCCUUACUGUCCCAGCAGGCCGGGGAGGGGCAACUGGAAGAGAGGUGUAAGCAGGCAGCCCAGGUUGUGCUGAUCUCUCUGUUUGAGCUGAACACUCCAGAGUUCACCAUGCUGCUGGGAGCCCUGCCCAAGACCUUCCAGGACGGGGCCACCAAGCUGCUCCAGAACCACCUGAAGAACUCCAGCAACACCAGCAGCGUGAGUUCUCCCAGCAACACUAUUGGGCGGACCCCAAGCCGGCACCCCCCAAGCCGGACCAGCCCUCUCACUUCCCCAACCAACUGCUCCCAUGGGGGGCUAUCUCCCAGUCGGUUGUGGGGUGGGUGUUGGAGUGGCGAUGGGCUACCUAAGCACCCCCCUCAUCCUCCUCCACCUCACUCCACCCCCGCCGGACCCGCCCUCAGGGUCCUCCGCAGAGCGUACUCUCCCAGUAUGUUGGAGUAUGACACAGAGAACAUGAACUCUGAUGAGAUCUACAGCUCCCUGCGAGGGGUCACAGAGGCCAUCCAGAGCUUCAGCUACCGCAGCCAGGAGGACCUCAACGAGUUGAGAGGGAAGAGGGACGAUGCUGCGGGACGGGAAGGUGUGGCGCCCUCUCCAUGCUCUGAUGCCCGUCUGGGGCUGGAUGUGGUGGAGGGUGGGCGUACGGCCCUGGAUAACAAGACCUCUCUUCUCAACACCCCGUCCCCCCGCUCCUUCUCUGGGCCGCGAACCAGGGAGUUCGCCCCCUACGGAUACGGAGACACCAUCACCUCAUCCUACGACAAGAGCGCCCUGAAGGAGGCCGUGUUUGAUGACGAUGUGGAGCAGUUUAGAGACUGCCGUCGGCAGGACAGCAGUGGUGAAAACAAGAUGGUGCUCUCUAAGGGCUUUGCUCCAGGUUCCCAGGACCACUCGGACCUGGUUGCAGACCUGCUGAAGGAACUGUCAAAUCACAAUGAACGCAUGGAGGAGCGUAAAGGGGCUUUGGUGGAGCUCCUGAAGAUCACCCGGGAGGACAGCCUGGCCGUGUGGGACGAACACUUCAAGACCAUCCUCCUACUGCUCCUGGAGACACUGGGGGAUAAAGACUACACUAUCCGGGCCAUGGCACUGAGGGUACUGAAGGAGAUACUGCGGAACCAGCCGGCCCGCUUCAAGAACUACGCUGAACUCACCAUCAUGAAGACCCUGGAGGCACACAAAGACUCCCACAAGGAGGUGGUAAGAGCAGCGGAGGAGUCUGCCUCCACCCUAGCCAGCUCCAUCCACCCAGAGCAGUGUAUCAAGGUGCUGUGUCCCAUCGUCCAGACGGCUGACUACCCCAUCAACCUGGCUGCCAUCAAGAUGCAGACUAAGGUGAUCGAACGCAUCACCAAGGAGUCCCUGCACCAGCUGCUGCCUGACAUCAUACCAGGACUACUGCAGGGCUAUGACAACACAGAGAGUAGUGUUCGCAAGGCCAGCGUGUUCUGUCUGGUGGCCAUCUACUCCGUGAUUGGAGAAGAGCUCAAACCACACCUGCAGCUACUCACGGGCAGCAAGAUGAAGCUGCUGAACUUGUACAUCAAGAGGGCUCAGACAACCAACAGCAACAGCAGCAGUUCCUCGGAUGUCUCUUCACACAGCUAACUGUAGGAGCAGAGGGAGGGAAACACAGAUCCGUCUGCCUGUACUGUGCAUAUGAAUUAGGGGGGAAAGGUUGCUUCCCAAAUUGUCAUCCUUUUCCCUAUAUAGUGCACUACUGUUGUGCUCAGGCCAGAAGUAGUGCACUAUAUAGGGAAUAGGGUGCCAUUUGGGACAGAUUCAUAGUCGUGCCUCUUCCAGACCUCUCCAUUCCUGAUCUUUUCUUCUCUCCUUCACCCCACUGGACUCCUCUGGGUGACACUAUGACCUGCUCAUCGCUCCAACCACCAAUUCACUUACUUUGCUCUUUUUUUCCCCCAUGGAACUUGUACCUUCAUUUGUCUCGUCCCAUCGUUGUCGCCCCCCCCAGCUGUUAUGACGCAUCACUAGCAAUGUGUUGCAAGGUAAAGAUCAGAUAUUCAUUAUGUUGAGCAUUCAGAGUGUAGGGAUGGAAACGUAACCAAGGGUUAUGAUAUGGUCCAAUAAGAAUGGUACGUAUGGUCCAAUACUAAAUAAUACCCUGAUAUUGAUUCAGCAAAAACAAAACAUCACUUCAAAUGCCAUUGGAUGAGUAAACACAGCCUGAAACGUCACAGUAGAAUAGGGCCUUCACGUUUAACCAGGAAGUCCCAUUGAGGUCAGAAGACCUGUCAAGGGGGACCACAUGACAGUCGGUUUGUGAUAAAGAAUCAUAUGACUGGCCCAGUGAGGAUACAAAGCCCCUAUAAACAGUUUAGGAACAAUGAAAACCAAAUAUGUCAGCGAAUGAAGUAGAAUUAGUAGAUUGAGGUAUGACGUUAUACAAUCCUAUAAAAAGUGAAAGAAGAAAACAUUUUAAUAUUUUUUUUUUACGUAUGUCAAUCAUUAUAAAGACUAACUUAAGCCCAGGUAAGCUAACACUAUUUGUUAUUGUUAGUAUCCAUUAGUUUGGGAGAAAUUAUAAUGAAACAUUAUCAGAGGCCAACUUCCAGCUAAUAGCUUGGCUAUAUCAUGAGAAAAAAUAGAAGUAUUGUAUUAAAUAAAUGGUGACCUUCAUUUUUUCAAACAGAAAUUGGUAAUCUAAAAUUGAAGCUGUUCAAAAUAAGGAGAGCGGUAAAGAUGCCAACUCACAAUCAAUUAUUGUUGUGGUUAACUCCAUUUCCAUUGUCAAAUAAAAACAAAUAUUUAUUUACAUUCC